Molecule: messenger RNA, 725 nt
Organism: Trematosphaeria pertusa
Lineage: Eukaryota; Fungi; Ascomycota; Dothideomycetes; Pleosporales; Trematosphaeriaceae
Exons: 1
Coding region: 94-447 (117 amino acids)
Molecular function (GO): oxidoreductase activity
Source: RefSeq, a predicted model, not a curated record
AAUGAUAGUUAGGUCAGUCCAUCAUCCAAGUGUCCUGGAAAGUCCAUACAAAAUCUAAAUUCCCUACCCUUCAACCAAUCUCCUUCCUCUCAAAUGGCAUCCAAAAUCGCCGCCGUCGUCGCCUACCCCUCCAAGCACCCAGAAACCGGCGAACCACUGAAGUUCGACAUGACCUACUACCUCUCCACGCACAUGCCCCUGAUCGAGAAAACCUGGCGUCCGUACGGCCUCCGCUCCUGGUCGAUCACCGAGUUCCAGAAUCCGUGUCCGUUGACCGGAGAAACGCCUCCGUAUCUGGUUCAGACGACGUGCUACUUCGACACGGUUGAGGAGCUGAAGACGGCGCUGGAGAAAGGGGCUGAGACGACGAAGCCCGACGUUGAGAAGUUCUCGAGUGUCUUUCCGCGUAUUUGGGUUGGAGAGCGUGGGGAAAGGAGUAAAGAGUAGAAGGGUAGUGGAGAGAGUGCGAAGAGUGGAGGAGAAGCAUUAUCGAAGAAAGAGCGGUGUAAUUCUCUUCGAGCGCUUUGUGGAUUAGCUAGCUUCCGCAGCUCACUUCACAGCUUCACUUUCACCACCACUUUGAUUAUUUCCGCUGCCAAAACAUUUCGCGACGUAGAGGGUAUCUCAUAUUCCAUACCAGAGAGUUGAUGUGAUAGGUGAUUUAAGCUGGUGAUGCAUGGGUAGACGCAUUGCUAUCCCACAUCAUCACUCUACUAUUCUGCGCC